AUGGAUGUGACAUGUGGAAUCCUUGUGGUAUCUCUCAGGAGAAAGAGUAAAGGAAUACAGGAGUCAGAGGGGCAGGCAGUGAUGGCUUUCCCUCCACAAUCUCAUGUUCAUGUGAUUCCUCCAGAGAGCUCUGACUUUGACAAUAUCAACAAAGGGAUUGCGCAUUCUCCCAGCACAUACAGGGUUCAUGACUCGCAACAGAUGGUGUGGGUCCUGACUGGAAAUUCUUUAACAGCGGUUCCUGCUAGCAACAAUGUCAAGCCUGGUAGGUGGCAUGUGAUGGUGCAGGCAGUGAUGGCUUUCCCUCCACAAUCUCAUGUUCAUGUGAUUCCUCCAGAGAGCUCUGACUUUGACAAUAUCAACAAAGGGAUUGCGCAUUCUCCCAGCACAUACAGGGUUCAUGACUCGCAACAGAUGGUGUGGGUCCUGACUGGAAAUUCUUUAACAGCGGUUCCUGCUAGCAACAAUGUCAAGCCUGGUAGGUGGCAUGUGAUGGUGCAGGAAGUAGACAUCAUGAAUUUGUACAAAGAGGGAAAAGCACAAAAGGCCUUUCUGUUCUACCAUGGCAUAGAGGGCUCCACUUCUGUCUUUCAGUCAGUCUUCUAUCCUGGCUGGUUUAUAGCCACAUCUCCCAUAGGAAGACAGACAAUCAUCCUCACACAUCAGAGGGGUAAAUCUGAUAACACUAACUUCUACAUAGAGUCUGAGAAUUAA
This is a messenger RNA of Mus pahari (shrew mouse), 714 nucleotides long. RefSeq names its product interleukin-36 beta-like. The record is from RefSeq and is a predicted model, not a curated record. Gene Ontology annotation, molecular function: cytokine activity. The transcript is spliced from 6 exons. Bases 1 to 714 code for a protein of 237 amino acids. NCBI's taxonomy places the organism in Eukaryota, Metazoa, Chordata, Mammalia, Rodentia, Muridae. Gene Ontology annotation, biological process: positive regulation of gene expression; inflammatory response to antigenic stimulus; cellular response to lipopolysaccharide.